AUGCCGGAGGCAAGAGACCGAUUAUCGAGGAGGUAUUUGAGCAGGGGGAAUGCUGUGAGGGUAAAUUCGAUAGCUUUUGUUCUUGAAGACGAGGGCGAUGAAAGGCAUGCUGCUGGAACUCCCUUCCGGUGGAGAGGCACGGCAAUGGCGGGCACACCUGGGGUGGCUUUUGGGAGGGACAGUGUUGGGAAUCCAAGAGGUGGUCGUGUGUGGUAUUUGGGUCGAUCGUCUGCACGUAAAACGGGGCUAAAAAAUUUGUCCACUUCGGUGGGGCGUGGCCGUGGCCGAGCUCUUGGAAGUACUGUUUUGCCCCAUUGGUAUCCAAGAAGGCCCCUCCGCGACAUUACUGCUGUAGUAAGGGCAAUUGAAAGAAGAAGAGCACAUUGGGAAGAGGUUGAAGGCCUACGACAAACUGAGAGUCCUUUACUCGAAGACCGUAUUUGUGAUCCUUCAGCAUCCACAUCAGCUGUUCAACUCGAAAACGACCUUUCAAUGAUCUCCCCACAUCCUACGAUUGGACUUAAACGUCCUCACCCUACUAUUGGUGAAGUCCCAAAGAUACUUCUCGAUAUCGCCACUAAACAGAAGGAUGGGGAUUCUUGCAAGACGCCUCAGAAGAAGCUUCUAGAAAACAUCGACACGGUUGAGAAAGUGGUGAUGGAGGAGCUUCGUAAGCUGAAGAGGACCCCAUCUGCUAAGAAAGCUGAGAAGGAAAAAACGGGUGAGGACUUUGAUGUCUAUGCGCUAAAAAUCUUGGCCGUUCAUUCAUUAUCUUGCUCUCAAUCAAGGUUGAGGGGCUUUUUCGGUGGAAUGUUGAAGGGCCCUUGA
Striga hermonthica is the source of this 828-nucleotide messenger RNA. The record is from the annotation of a GenBank genome assembly. Lineage: Eukaryota; Viridiplantae; Streptophyta; Magnoliopsida; Lamiales; Orobanchaceae.